Molecule: messenger RNA, 1916 nt
Organism: Mesocricetus auratus (golden hamster)
Lineage: Eukaryota; Metazoa; Chordata; Mammalia; Rodentia; Cricetidae
Gene: Dsn1
Product: DSN1 component of MIS12 kinetochore complex
Exons: 11
Coding region: 50-1378 (442 amino acids)
Biological process (GO): mitotic sister chromatid segregation; cell division
Cellular component (GO): MIS12/MIND type complex
Source: RefSeq, a predicted model, not a curated record
CUGGACGGGCGUCGCUCUGGGGUCGGAAGUCGCAGACAUCUCCCCGGAUAUGGCUUGCUCUCUCCUGACCCGCCUCUCGGCCCGGCCCACCCGACGCUCCCGGCGUUCCCAGCCCCAGGGCCUCAGAGACUUCCUAGGGUUAGGACAACCGAAGGAAGGUCACUCGUCUCUCCCGGGCACAGCGGUUGCAUGGACUCCAGAUUGUGGCUGGAGACUGGGCAGAGAGCUGGGUCACAGCUCGGCUUGCAUUGCUCCUGUGCCCCAAGCUGGCCUCGUAAGGAGCCUGGUCCUCCUGAUAGAGUUGUGGAACGUAAUAAAUGGGAUAGUGAUGAUGACUUCCGUGACCAGGCCAGAAGAACAGGAACCAAUGAUGUCUGAGACUCAGGAUCAUCAGUUGCAAUCAAGUCUCAAGCCUUUGGAAGUGUUGCCUAACUCCUCUGACGCCCUGGAGAUGACUCAAGGCAUUGCAAAGGAAAAAAAUCACCUCGGCUGCAGCCACCCUGAAGAGGGGGAAAGUUGUGAUGACAACCAUCAGGAAGGACUUCAGUUGAGGUCAUUUCAUUUGUCCCCUCAAGAACAGUCUGUCCGUCAUCAAGACAGAAGGCAGUCUUGGCGACGAGCAAGUAUGAAAGACAUAAACCGGCGGAAGUCACUGGCUCCCUUUCACCCAGGCAUCACAGCUCUCAGCAGGUCCAUCAGUUUGAAGUUAGCAGAAAGCAAACGGCUUGGCGCUCUUCUGCUCUCCAGCUUCCAGUUCUCUGUUGAGAAACUGGAACCUUUCCUAAAGAGCACUAAGGACUUCAGCCUUGAAUGCUUCAGAGCCAAAGUAUCUUCUCUCUCUGAAGAAUUGAAACAUUUUACAGACAAGCUGGAAAGUGAUGGAACUCUACAAAAAUGCUUUGUUGAAGAUUCAAAAGAAAAAGCACCAGAUUUUUCACUUGAAACAUCAGUGGCUGAGGUGAAAAAAUAUAUAGCAAAAUUUUCUUUAGAACGUCAGACUUGGGAUCAGCUCUUACAACAGUACGAGAGGGAGAUUCCACCCGAAGAGAUGACCAGAGGAUCGACUCAAACCAAAAUCACUGAAGUCAAGGUGGAACCUACAACUUAUCUUGGGUCUUCCCAGAAGGAAGUCCUUAAUACAAAGCCCGACUACCAGGAAAUCAUACAGAAUCAGAACCGAGUGUUUGCCUGCAUGGAGUUAGUGAUGGAUGAGCUACAAGGAUCGGUGAAGCAGCUACAAGCCUUCAUGGAUGAAAGCACUCAGUACCUCCAGCAGGUGUCAGUACAGCUCAAGAAGAGAAGCAUGGAGCAAUUAGAUACUUCACCUGCUCGAAAACUGCUCAGACUGCACCUGCAGAAGUCAUCUACCACACAGUGAUCAGGAUCUCGUCAUCAUCGUCGUCGUCGUAGUUUCUGCUGUGAGCUGCUGGGGAGAGGCCAGGGAAGAGUGCCUCCGCAAAUGGCAGCCUCACAGUGGUUUCCUUAAAGCUGGGCAAUUCAACCGCAGAGCACUUUCACUGUUUGAGUGACAGCAUGUAUACAUCCAGAAGGAUGUUGUUAGAGACACUUUCUGUAGGGAUGUGCAAGAUGCUUGAAAUGACCCUCAGAACCAGUGGCCCAUUGCUUUAAAUGUCCUCAUGGUCAGCACUUUUUAUCCCAUGAAGAUUUGUCGAGUUUUAAAACAUCCCAAAGACAUUUAAAUCCAACCUUAAUGAAAUGUUUUUGGGGCCAAAUUGGGUUCUUGUCAUAAAAUAAUGAAGCUAAAGUUUUCGAGUGUGGCACUAAAGGUGGAGCUUAGAAUGUUGUUGCAUAAUGGGUAUAUCGGGUCACUUCACAAAAUGCCCAUUUUCUGAAGUAUCCUAAUGUCUGUAGUAUGCUUUAGUUUUUAAUAUUGAAUUAACCUCCUGCAAUCUAAA